GUGUUCUCUCAUAUUGAACGUGGCGGUGACCAAGUGAACAGAUCGGAGAUAUGGCUAAUGCAAGGGUCAUGAGGGCCUUCUUGGUCCUCUUGCUGACAACGCUGACGAAGGCUGAGCUGACGCAGUUGGUCAUUGGCGAUGAAAUUAUCGUUUCCUAUAACGGCCACGAGGUCUUCCAUCACACGCGGGAGAACCCAGUCAUCACCUUGGGCGUGGGAAAAACCAACUACACUGAGAACCUCGGUAUGUUCGACAUCCAGGAGGAAAUUCUCGAGGUCGUCCCCAUCGAUCGGCUCGUUAGGGCUUCGAACAGGACUGGAAGUGUUCGAAUCACGUUGGGUUCCUAUGUUGACCCUGACGUCGAGAUCCGCCUGACCGCUGACGUAUAUGAAAGUAGCUACCUCGGCAUGUUUAACAAUCUCAUGACAGAAAGUCCUUAUAACCGCGUGUGGCUUAGGCUUUCUGCUGACGAGGACGAGAAGGUUUAUGGCGGCGGCGAGCAAUACUCGUAUUUGAACCUCCGUGGUCGGCAUUUUCCCAUCUGGACGAGUGAACAAGGUAUCGGUCGAGAUGGAGGCAUAAUCUCCAACGUCACCGACAUCGGAGGCGGUGCGGGCGGAGAGUACUACACCACGUACUGGCCUGAGCCUUCGUUCGUCUCCUCGAAGCGCUAUUCCGUGGUCUUCAGCCGCUACGAUUACAUGGUCAUGAACUUCAGCCAGACAAACAUCCACGAGUUCUACGUCCACAGUGAUUCGUUCAUGCUCAGAAUGUACGUCAAUGACACGAUGAUGAACCUCAUACCGAGCAAGGCUCAUCCGUCUCCGCUACCCGACUGGAUCAUCACCGGGACUGUCCUGAGCCUGCAAAGAGGGACACAGGAGGUCCUGGACUACUACGAGCUGGCCAAGGGCGCGGGCGUGAACGUGAGCGCCCUCUGGAUCCAGGACUGGUCCGGCACGACGGAGACCCUCUUCGGCCACCGCGUCUACUGGAACUGGCAGUGGAACCAGACCUACUACGCUGGACUGGACGAAAUGAUCACGAGCCUCGGCCAGGAAGGCGUGGGCGUGAUGGCCUACAUCAACCCACACCUCAUUGAAGGCGGCGAACUUUACGAGGAAGCCGAUGGUCUAGGAUUCCUCAUGGUUGACAGCGAAGGCCAGUCUUACAAGCAGGACUUCGGUGGUUUUAUGGCUGGAACCGUCGAUUUGGUGAAUGACGAGGCUACUCUUUGGUAUGCGAGUAAGUGGAUCGCACUGCGUCUCUCGGAGAAGGAGGGUCAAAUCGUGCCCUUCAUGAGGUCAGGAGGUCGAGGGUCAGCUCCGAGUACGUACUUAGCUUGGGCGGGAGAUCAGAACGUCGAUUGGUCGCUGGGAGACGGAGUGGCAUCAACCAUCGUGGCCGCUCUGAACCUGGGCCUGAGCGGGAUGUGCGUGACCCACUUCGACAUCGGCGGCUACACCACGCAGCCGCCCGUCCUGCAGAGGACCAAGGAGCUGUUCCUGCGGUCGGCGGAGUACGCGGUCUUCACGCCCGUCAUGAGGACGCAUGAGGGCAACAAACCGGAAGCAAACCACCAGUUUUACAGCGACGAAGAUACCCUCACCCAGUUCGCCAGACUCACGCAGAUGCACGCGCGUCUCGCACCUUACACGCGGACCCUGGUCGAUGCUUGCUUUGAUGAGAGCAUCCCCGCUCAAGCCCCACUAUUCCUGUACUUCGAGGAUGACCUUGGAUCGUGGGACGUCGAGUACCAGUACAUGUACGGCCCUGACCUUCUGGUGGCUCCCGUCAUUCACAAGGGACAGGACUCCCAGACGGUGUAUCUCCCCGGCGGAGGAGGAGGAGCCUCGUGGCAGCACUUGUGGGAGGGGCUUAUCGUGUCAGGACCCGCCGAGGUGGAGGUGGCCACGCCCCUGGGCUAUCCGGCCGUCUUCUACCGCCGGGACUCCGAGUGGGCGCCGCUCUUCGAGGAAAUUGCGGCUGAGUUCGGGGGGGGGUUUGUGCCGGCGGUUUGAGGGGCG
Messenger RNA from Penaeus chinensis, 2027 nucleotides. RefSeq names its product sulfoquinovosidase-like. The record is from RefSeq and is a predicted model, not a curated record. Gene Ontology annotation, biological process: carbohydrate metabolic process. Gene Ontology annotation, molecular function: carbohydrate binding; hydrolase activity, hydrolyzing O-glycosyl compounds. Lineage: Eukaryota; Metazoa; Arthropoda; Malacostraca; Decapoda; Penaeidae. The transcript is spliced from 13 exons. Bases 51 to 2021 code for a protein of 656 amino acids.